AUGGGACACUUUGGUGUCAAGAAGACUUACAAGGCGGUUCAUGACCAUUUCUACUGGGCGAGCCUGAUGAAAGAUGUUGAGAGGAUCUGUAGCCGAUGUGUGGUGUGCAAGAAGUCUAAGCCUAAAGCAUCACACCACGAUGGCAAGAGGAAGGUGGACACGAUCAAGAAGCUGCAUGAACAGGUCCAGGCCAACAUUAAAGCCAAGACCGAGGGCUACACACGACUUGCAGACAAGAAAAGGAAAGAAAUGAUCUUCCAGGAAGGUGAUCUUGUUUGGGUCCACUUGAGGAAGGAACGAUUCCCGGAACAAAGGAAGUCCAAACUCAUGCCCCGGGUCGAUGGUCCAUUCCAGAUUCUCAGGAAACUCCAUGACAAUGCUUACCAGCUUGAUCUUCAGGAGGGAGGGAAUGAUAGAACCCAGGACCUGGACCAGGACGUGGAGCAGACUCAGCAUGGUGACCAGGACGAUCAGAUCAGUCCAGCUGAGGGAUGUCACCUUAUGAAGCGUUAUACGGAAGGCCAUGCAAAAACGCCUAUGUGUUGGACGGAAGUGGGCGAAAGAAGAAUGUUUGGGUCACCUAUCGUUCAGGAGACCAUGAUUAAGCUGGAGACGAUUCAGGCCAACAUGAAGAAGGCUCAGGACCGCCAGAAGAAGUACGCAGACCAGUCAAGAAGAGAGGUAAUUUUUGAGAUAGGAGAUUGGGUCUAUUUGAAAGUUACUGCACAGAAAGGGAAGGACAGAUUUGGCAAGGUCGGGAAACUUUCGGUCAGGUUCAUUGGUCCGUACAAGAUCAUCGGGAAAGUUGGUGAGGUAGCUUACCGUUUGGAUCUGCCAGAGGAUAUGCGUCUACAUCAUGUAUUCCAUGUUUCCAUGCUACGGAAACAUAUACGGGAUCCAAGUACUGUUGAACCCGAGAGACUAGAGGAGUUGAGGACAAACCUUACGUAUCUGGAAGGACCAAUCAGAUUGGGAGAACGGCGCAUUCGGAAGCUAAAGAAUCGUGAGAUUGCUCAAGUGCAAGUGUUCUGGGGAAGACAAGACAGGAUUCAUGUUACUUGGGAAGAUGAAGCGCGAUUUAAAACCGAUCACCCGGAGUUCUUCUGA
Molecule: messenger RNA, 1107 nt
Organism: Brassica napus (rape)
Lineage: Eukaryota; Viridiplantae; Streptophyta; Magnoliopsida; Brassicales; Brassicaceae
Exons: 4
Coding region: 1-1107 (368 amino acids)
Source: RefSeq, a predicted model, not a curated record